UGUACUGCACUGUGUCAUUGCGAUGCCUACGCCUUGAACUUAACUUGUGGAGUUUUAGCUGCGUUUAGCAUUCUGAGUUGUCCAUUUCUUUGUACGAAACAUUUAUUUAAAAUUAUUUUUGUAGUUGUUUUGCAAAGAAAAUCAUGUUGCUACGAUGCCUUUUACUCGCUGUCAGUAUCCCCGCCGUUAUAUAUGCUGAGCGCUUAGGCAGGUUCAUCAAACAUUAUGACACACUAAGUUACGAUUCUAAUGAGCUUCAUUUGAAGCAUGAGAGAGCCAGACGCUCAACAUCAGCAGAGAGCUCUGUCCAUCUGGAUUUCACUGCUCACGGGAGGGAUUUUAAACUUCGGCUUAUCCGUGGAGCACCCCACCUGUCCCCCAAUCUGAUUGUAGAGACAACAGACGGUGCGAGAUUCCAUGAACCAGACUACCUGUAUGUAGGCCAACUAGAAGGUGAGCCUAACACCAAGUGCCAUGGAUCCAUCCUCAAGGGUCUCUUCUCAGGAACCAUCUAUGCAGACGGCGACACCUACCAUGUGGAGCCAGCCCACAGACACUUUGACAAGCCCACAGAGUUCCACUCCGUCAUCUACAAGGGUUCGGAUGUGGAGCAUCCACCCGAUGGAGGCUGUGGCUUAACCAGCAAGACCAUGAAAUGGAUGAAGAAGGUCCAAGAAUCAGCCGUUGAGGAGGACAGCCGUGAAUACGUGAAGAAGGGUUCUACUAGGCAAAGUGGCCAGACUGCUCAUGAUUAUAGUCCCAGGGAAAAUAUAUACGCUGACCCCAAACAUCGCCGAACCCGACGCCAGACGCCACUCAAGAACACCUGUAAUCUGUAUCUCCAGGCUGACCACACGUAUUCUGCAUUCUUCAAUCACGAAGACUCGGAGGUCAUCGCUCAGUUCAAUAACUUUGUGGCUGCCGUCAAUGCUAUUUACGGCGCCUACAAGCUUGGCACCUACAAUGACGUUGGGUUCUUGGUGGACAGGAUUAGGAUCAAUGGCACCAGUGAGAAAGCUGACCCUACAAAUCCUUUCCGAUUUGAAAACAUUGGUGUGGAGAAGUUUCUAGACCUGAACUCUCUGCAGAACCAUGAUGAAUAUUGCCUGGCCUAUGUGUUUGCCAACCGUGACUUCAAUGACGGAGUCCUCGGACUUGCCUGGGUGGGAUCCUCAGGAAGUACCUCUGGUGGAAUCUGUGAACGUUACAAGCAGUUUAGCAGUGGGUAUCAGAGCCUCAACACCGGAAUCGUCACCAUCAAGAACUAUGGCUCCCAGGUCCCGACGAAGGUCACAGAAAUCACUUUUGCCCACGAGAUUGGCCACAACUUUGGAUCACCUCAUGACUACCCAGAUGCCUGUCGGCCAGGUGACUUCUCAAAUACACGUAGUCAAGGCAACUACAUCAUGUACGCCAGUGCCACGUCCGGUGACAAACCCAACAAUAAGAAGUUCUCCGAUUGUAGUAUUGCCAACAUGUCAAACGUCGUCAACGCCAAAGCCAGCAGAUGCUUUGUCUCCUCUGACCGACCUGUCUGCGGUAACCACAUCUUGAACGAGAACGAAGAAUGCGAUUGCGGUUACGACGACCAGUGCACCGAUCGGUGCUGCAAUGCAAGACAGUCAGCCAAGUCAGCAAGCGAGGACGUUAAUGCCUGCAAGUUGGCUACUAACGGUGGUGUCAAAGCCGUAUGCAGCAAAUCCCAAGGACCAUGUUGCAAUGAAGCCACCUGUAACUACCAUGCAGCUAACAGCAAGACAUGUAAACCAGAAACGGAUUGUAGUGAGGAAUCCGAGUGUGAUGGGAUGAGUGCUUCCUGUCCGGAACCUAGUCACAAAGUUGACCUGUCUUCCUGCAACAACUUCAAACAAGUCUGUAAAAGCGGGGAAUGCAGUGGCUCCGUCUGUGAGGUGUUUGGCCUGACCGAGUGUUACUGCCCUCCACCUGCGGAAGGAGAGACAGACGAGGGCUGUCAUUUGUGCUGUCAGAAUGGAGAUGAUGUCAAUACGUGCAUGAGUAGUACGAAAAUCCCAGCCAUGGCUAAUUUUACAGCCAUGCAUGGAGAGGUUAUACCAGGGAGUGACUCCACAGAGAAGAUCUUAUAUCAAGUGCCAGGUGCACCUUGUAACGAGCUGAAGGGUUAUUGUGACGUCUUCUACAAGUGUCGCAAUGUGGACUCCAAUGGACCUCUGUCCAGGCUCAGAGAUGCAAUCCUGAACCCUCAGCUCUACAAGGAUAUCGCUGAGUGGCUUAAGACUAACUGGUGGGCGGCUGUUCUGAUUGGCUUAGCUGUCAUCCUCUUCAUGGCGUUAUUCAUCAAGGUGUGCAGUGUCCACACUCCGAGUAGUAACCCUAAGCUUCCCAAGCAUCGUCAGCUGACCCUACCCAGGCGGCCAAGCUCUCGUCAGCGCGGUGGAGGUCGGCCUAUCGAGAUGGCCUAGUGUGGCCAUGAUUCCCAGUCACAUCAAGCUCUGCAACAGUAAGCUUGUAUAGUUUUCUCUACUCCUUUCUCAUUUGCUAAAGUUGUCAUUUCAUGCUGGUAGAUAUUUUUCAGGAAAAGGAAAAAAAGGAGGCUUUUGAAUUAAAAACUUUUGGGAAAAAGUCAGGCUGGGUACUGCACAUUGGACAGUUACUCAUGCUUUUCAAUGAACAGUGGGUUUUGUUUUUAAAGAGAGAUGUUGGUUUUUAACACUGAGCUUACGUUUCAUUGUCAUCACGAAAUGGUUUUGGAGAACAACUUGAAAUGGAAGUUUCAAAAUGAUACAUUUUAAUUACUCUCUGCAUUGGUCGUCAGAUCGCUGGGAUUUUUGUAAUCACAUUAAAGAUCAUUUUGAUGGUUACUUGAUGACUUCUGAACAGAGAAUUUUGAUAAACUUUUUUAAAAUGGUGUAAUGUAUAUUUUGCAAAAUUGUACAAACAGUACGAAUUGAAACACAUCAUUGUCUACGAGUAAAAAGUUCAAACAAUUUUAAUGUUGGCGUGUCUGACAAAUGUAAACACAUUACUUUGAAAAAUGAAAUCAUAUAUUGCGACCUGAGGACUCUUUUUUGUUUAAGUUUGUUUUGGGAUGGAAUUGUUUGUUACUUUUUGUUUGAAACAAUUGUCAAAAUAAACAUAAAUGCUUUCUGUCAGCGGUGAAUGAGUGUACUUGUAAGCCAAAGUUUGGGUUCAUCUAGAGAUUUUGAUUUUUAAAAAGGUUGUAAUACUCAGAGUAUUUUUUCUCGAAAUUUCUCACUAUCUAUUCAAGCAAGGCUCUUGUAUAUUUUUCUUGUCUAAUGAGUGGUCACAAACCUAUGUGGUAUUACCAAGCUUUAGGGAACUUAUUACAGGCACUGUUAGACAAAUAUGAUAACAUCUUUUCAAAUUCUGAGUACAGUGUAUUGUAGUGAGUUUUACUGAAUUCUCAAACUGGGCAAGAAAAAUGUAUAAGGCAGGGAAGAAAUGUUUAAAUUAUUCGUUUAUCUGAGUGAAUGAGUCAGUGUAAAGUCAUUUUGGCAUAUUAACCCUAACAGUCCUCAGUCCUCCAACAGGUGACAGAUUGAGGACUGUUAGGGUUAAUGGAGAUCUCAUUCAGAUAGCUACAUGUUUGAUAUAUAAUGCGUAUUUUAAGCAUUGAAGUUUAAAAAAUAAUCAGCGUUUGCCAUUUACACGUAACUUUGAGAUUGUUACUCAUGUAAAUCUGUUUGAGUAAUUUUUUGUCUGAAAUGGAAACCCACAUUGUAAAUUUAUCCACAAAUAGUUUAUCAUAGUUCUUUGAGUAUUUCUCAUAAUUUUUAGAAACGAAGUUGUAUGUUGCUGGGCUGUUGAAGUGACUCUUUUUCAAUAUAUAUAUUUUCUUCUACUUUUGAUAAAUCAUACUUUAUGUAGCGGUCCAGCCCCCAAGUGAGUGGCCGGGGGCCGGCCCACUAUAUUAAGUAUGUAAAUAAUACACAAAGUUGAUAUAGUGUUCUCCUUAAUAUUCCAAAAUGGCAUAAUGAAAAUAUCAAUACAGUUUUACAAUGAUACUUAUUCUAAAUUACACAUGUGCGUUAUGCUUUGAGACAGUUACUUUUGGUAGUUAAUAGUUGGCUAACAUUUCCUCAACCUGCUCAAGAUGUUUAUUCAUACUAUUGAAACAAGUGGAACAUGGUCAUGUUGGUAGUUUGUGCAGCCCUUCUGCCGUCAAAGCCUACACACUGUUUAUGGUAACUCUUAUAUCGCCACCAUCACAGACAUGGAAAGUCAAAGAGGAAAGAUAUGAGUGAUGUCAUUGAAGUGACUUGCUAUGUGGGGUAUUCCCCCCACCUUCCAACGCCCCCCAAAGAGCUAUUUUGGGCUUGUAGGUUGACAGUGAUAUUACACUUCAGUACAAUCUACUGCUCACAUUGAAGAUUUCACACAUCCAGUGAAUGAGGUCCAUGAAAGUUGGGCUGAAGAAAUGUAUGGAUGAUUGUGGUAUCCCAUUUUGGGACAAGAAAGGGGGGUUUCAAGCUGUGUUUGUGGAAAGUGUGGAUAAGGUACGAUGAUUUUGAACCAUGCAUGAUUGCUGUGUUUCGGAGUUAUGUGAUACCAACUUCCUCCCACAGUGCAGUGGAUUGGUUCCUCCAAAAGGUUUUUUCUUUUUAUUGCACGCGGUCCCACGAUUUGUCUUUUCCUUUCUUUUUAUUUUCAGUUCCUCUGCAGAAUUCCAAGGUUUACCUCACUUUGUAUUCCUACAACUUAUAUAAAGCAUUAUAGAAUUCUUACCUACAUUUUUGCACAAGUACAUUUUACAUGCACGUACUACACAUUUAUAGUAAUGUUGCAUUUAUGACAAUUACAAAGGAUAUGGGACAUGUACAUGUAGGAACUCGUUUAGCAAUGGCUGAAAUGUGAAAGGCAUAUACAAUGCUUGAAGAUUCAGAGAUUAGAUUUCUUUUCACUGUGAAAUUGUGUUGUUGAUUGGUUUAAUUACAUUGCUGUGAAAAGUAGUUUGACUUGGGUUUUGCCUUGUGUAAUAUGAACAUGAUGUUAAAGCAUGGCACGUUUUUUAGUAAACAGCAAAAUUCUGACAUCACAUUAUUUUACAAUUUACAGUGGCUCGUAUUGAAAAUUGUGAAUUUACCAUUUGGAUUAUUGUUCUUUGUUCUACGCGACUUGAUUUGUUUGUAUUUACCCACGGAUACUAAAUGCACAGUUUGAAAACUUCCUAAUGCUAUCUACUCAUA
Acanthaster planci (crown-of-thorns starfish) is the source of this 5186-nucleotide messenger RNA. RefSeq names its product disintegrin and metalloproteinase domain-containing protein 10-like. Gene Ontology annotation, biological process: Notch signaling pathway; membrane protein ectodomain proteolysis. NCBI's taxonomy places the organism in Eukaryota, Metazoa, Echinodermata, Asteroidea, Valvatida, Acanthasteridae. Gene Ontology annotation, cellular component: plasma membrane. Gene Ontology annotation, molecular function: metalloendopeptidase activity. The record is from RefSeq and is a predicted model, not a curated record.